Thecamonas trahens ATCC 50062 is the source of this 6501-nucleotide messenger RNA. RefSeq lists its product as uncharacterized. Gene Ontology annotation, molecular function: ATP binding; protein kinase activity. Lineage: Eukaryota; Apusomonadida; Apusomonadidae. Gene Ontology annotation, biological process: protein phosphorylation; intracellular signal transduction; cyclic nucleotide biosynthetic process. The record is from RefSeq and is a predicted model, not a curated record. The transcript is spliced from 3 exons. Bases 1 to 6501 code for a protein of 2166 amino acids.
AUGCCUAGCUGUUGCACCGGCAAGUAUGUGGUCUCCUACCACGGUGGGCCGGUGGCCAUCGUGGCUGAGGCCGAGCUGCCGAUCGUGGUCCCACCCACCGUCGCCGGCUCGGUCACCUACGUUGAAGUCCGCGUCCAGUUCAUGCACACUCAGCUCGUAGAUCUGCAGUCGUGCAGUCUUGUUGCGCCCAUCGGCACAUCCGUCGCCUUGCUUAUCGGCAUCGACCUCCCGCCCCUCCGCUGGGACGUCCACUUUGACGACGGCGCCUCGGUCUUUGUCCUCCAGCAGGCGCAGGCUGUCUUCCGCGAUGGCGUCCGCCGCAAGCCGACGUCGGCGCUCUCGUCGCUCCGCGGCUCGCUUGCUGCUGGUACUUGGCGUCUCAAGUGCGAGGAUACUCGAAUCUCGGCCUACCACGGCUUCCUCUACAACGCCACACUCAUCCUCUCGACCUCGCCCGCCAGCUGCGGCGACGGCGAGUGGUUCUCAGACUCGGAAGCGUGCGACGACGGCAACACCUCCGAUGGUGAUGGCUGCUCCUCGACAUGCUCGCUUGAGCCGGGCUUUUCGUGCUCCAACCAAGAUCCGGCCGCGCCUACGCUCUGCACGCCGGUCCCUUGUGGCGACGGAACCUGGGUCCCCGACGUCGAAGAGUGUGACGACGGGAACACUAUGAGCGGCGACGGUUGCUCGUCAGCCUGCAAGCUCGAGCACGGGUACGCCUGCAACCACUCUAGUUGCCGCCCGAUCGUCUGUGGCGACUCGAUCGUGGACGCACCGACCGAGCUGUGCGACGACGGCAACGCCGUCGGCGGCGACGGCUGCUCAGCCGCGUGCUCGCUCGAGGCGAGCUACACCUGCGACACACCCGGUGAAGCCUGCAAUCCGCUUGUGUGCGGUAACGGCAUUGUCCAGCCACCAGAGACCUGCGACGACGGGAACGUGCUCGGCAACGACGGCUGUGCGAGCGACUGCACCAUCCCGCCCACUUGUCUAGGCGAGGCAACGUUCACCGAGAGCCGCGGCAUUGUUCGCUCGCAAUAUGCUUCCCAGGCCUACACCGCACCGUUGGAGUGCGUGACGUACGUUCGGCCAACAGUCGCCGCUCGCGCUUUUGUCGUCUCGAUUGUUUGGUUCCGUCUCCGUCCGGGCACCCUCGACCUCAUUCGCAUCUACGACGUGGCAACCACGCCGUUUAAGCUCCUCAAGACUGUCACCGCAGACUCGGCAGCAGCUACGCUCGCUCCUGUUGUUGUCGAGGCUUCGUCGUUUGCCAUCGAGUUUGUUGCUGCCAAUGUGCCCGGCGGGUCUGCACCGUCCCUCGACAGUUCGCUGUAUUAUGGCUUUGUUCUCGAGUACUACGCGCUGCCGCAGCUCCAACCGCCGAGCGGCUUUGCCAUCACACUCGAGCCUGUGUUGCCGCCGCCGGCUGCCCAGCACUUGCGCUCAACCUCGGGCCUUGUCGCCAAUGUCAACUUGCUCUGCAACCCAGAGUGCGUCUUCUACCUUCCGUUCACCAACACUAUCUCGCUCUACCUCCACCGGCUGUCGUGGCCGCCGGGGUCAGGCGCGUCGCUUGUUGUCGAGGCGUCCAAUGGCACCGUUGUGGCGCGCAUCGACGCACCUGAUGCCAGCACCGCCACGGCGCUGGGCUACUCGGCCGGACGGUCGGUCGAGAUUGCCGCCAACUCCAGCUCGAGUGAAUGGGCCAUGUUCGUGCGCCACGGUGUGCUCGGCGCUGCCAGCCUCCCGUUCCCGGUCGAGGUGCAAGCGCCAACUGGCUUGACGAGUGCACAGGUUGUGGUGCGAUUUUCAUCACCGCCGCCGCCGCCGGGUUGGGAGCUCCCUCAUUUUGAGAUAGUGUACAGCGCGGACUCGACGUGCUUGCCAGGCGUGGAGAUGGCCGCGGCCAGCAGUGCGAGAGCGCAGAUUGUGGUCGGCCCCUCGCCGCAACUCUUCUCAUACGCAUCUUUGCUCGCACCACUCAUGCGCUGUGUGUGGGGCUUUCCCACCCCGCUGCUCGCUCCGCAUGGAUAUACCCAGCGCCUGGUCGUCGACUAUGUGGACUUGCCGGACCCGCAGGAUUCGCUCCAGAUUUCUGCCGAUGACGUCGUGAGUGGCGCAGCGAGUGUUCCUCUCGCGGUGGCGCGUAUUUCUGCAGCAUCUUUGCUCUCCUACGGCUCGCUCCCUGUGGCCACGACAUCCUCGCUUGAGUUUACCGUCACGACUGGCAAGGCGCUAGUCGAACUGGAAACCUCAGAGUUUUGGCCAUCAAACGGGUUCGCGGUCACCUCGUCGUGGGGCUGCGGCUUACCGCUCUACUCGGCCGGCCACAUUAACCGUCCAAGUGCCGCGGCUGGCUACCUCUCGGUCGACGCAUCGCAUGCUAUCUACGCAGGCUACAGCUACUCGACAGCGCACUGCGCGUGGCGAGUGGAUGGCCCCAGCCACGAAGCAGGCCGGGCGCCGGUGCUAAUCAACAUCAUGGCGCUGGCGCUUUCCGACUCAUCGGAUGUGAUCCUCAUUCUCAACGGAACGUCAGACGCCUCAUCGCCACAGCUUGGCUCACUUGUCGGUAACGCUGUCCUGCUAGCCGACAGCGGCUUUGCAGCGCUCAACGAGUUGCGGUGGGCAGCCGGUCUGGGCAGGCUUUCAUCUGCGUCGCUGGCGGCGUCGAUGGGCCAGAUGUACGUUCCGUCUGGCCAGUCGUACGUCUCGUUUGUGCCUGGCUCGGGUUCGGCCGACCCGCCCACGCUUCCGCCACUAGUCAAUCCGCUCGAUGCCGAGGCCGGCACCUCUCGCAAUGGCUUCCUUGCCUCGUACCAGGCUGGCUCGUGCAUUGCAAAAGCAGUUCUUGUCGGCGCCCAGGGCAUUGUUGCUGACGGCUCGGGCGCUUCGCUCGCGCCUGUUAUCCUCGAUGUUUUUGAGCGCGACGCGCUAGCGGCUGUCUCGCUCGACGCGCUGCACGCGGCCUACGCACCCAUGGUUGGUCAGACUCAGGCGACGUUGUGCCACUGGCGGCUCUCGCCGCCGACUGUGCCGCAGUUCCGCUACAUCACGCUUCGAAUUUCCAAGUUGGCGCUUGCAGAAGGUGCAAGUCUUGCCGUCAAGGUUGGCGGUGAGAUCCUCGUCUACUUUGACGCACGGUCGACGCGCUCGCUCUCGGCGCUACAGCUGGCGUCACCGCUGGCAACAUCUGAUGUGGCGCUUCCCGAGCACGAUGCGCUCUUUGGCCCUGCUGCACUCUUGCUCCCGGCGUCGUCGGCGCAGCCGCGAGUGGUCUUUGCUGUCGACAACUCGACCAAGACUAAGAGCGGCUCAGUGGCACACGUGCUCGAGCUCGUUACCAUGGCCUCCGAGCUGGAGCUCGAAUGGUCUGUUCCGCGUGGCGCAAACUCGCCCUCGCACAUGCUCGCCGGCUAUCAGGUCGGCUACACUUGCCCGCCUGGUGCGGUGCAGGCGUCGGCCAUCUCGACCGGGUGCGCCUUUUGCGAGCCGGGCAUGUACUUGUCGACUUUGUCCGGCGAAUGUACCACGUGUGAGACUGGAACGUUCUCGCUCGUCCAUGGAGCGCAUGCCGAAUGCUGGACGUGCCCGACGGAAAUCCUGUCGUUACCGUCGGCGGCGGCCGCAGACGAGCUCCCGGAGCGACUGGUAGUCUCCAACACGACGGUUGCCACCUCUGUUCUUCUGCCACUCUGCAUGCCGUCGUCGUUCCCUGUGGCGGCCACACCUUCAGCGAGCUCCUCGCUCUCCAUGCUUGUGGUCGGCCUCAUCGGCAUCGGUCUUGGCCUCGUGUUUAUGGUUUUGGUCGGUGCAGCAUGCUUCACGGUCUGGCGGCGGCGGUCGGCAUCCAAGAUUGAUCCCGAGUCGAUGCUGGUGGGGCGGGUCGGUUACGAGAUCACCUACGACGAGAUCACGUUUGACAAGGCGAUUGGCACCGGGUCGUACGGUGAGGUGUGGCGCGGGCUCUGGCGUGGAACCGACGUGGCCAUCAAGCGCAUCCACAACCGGGACUUUUCGGCCGAGACGCUGGAAGAGUUCCGGCGCGAGGCCAAGAUGAUGUGUGAUUUGCGACAUCCUAACGUAGUGCUCUUUAUGGGCGCGUGCACACAGCUGCCAAACUUGGUCAUGGUCACCGAGUACCUCGAGCGCGGCAACCUGUUCAGUAUUCUCCACGAUGCAGAGGUUGAGCUCCCGUACGGGCUCCGAGUUCGCAUGCUUCUCGGUGCGGCGUCGGGCAUCAACUUUCUGCACUCGGCCACACCGCCUAUCCUGCACAACGACCUCAAGUCGCUCAAUUUGCUAGUGACAACCGACUGGAACGUCAAGGUCGCCGACUUUGGACUCACCUGUAUCAAGGAUGAUCUGGCCGACGACGCUGACAUCGGAACAGCGUUCUGGACAGCACCCGAAGUGCUCAACGGGUUAGGCUCGUCGACAGCCUCGGAUGUGUACUCGUUUGGCAUCAUCAUGUGGGAGGUGCUCACACGCGAGACGCUCUACGACGGCGUCAACCCGAACGCGGUCAUGCUCAAGGUGUCAACAGGCGAGCUGCGGCCGCACGUGGCUGACCUGGCUAAUGAGAGCAAGCUGCGGACGGUGUGGCGGUCGCUCAUGGUCUCGGCGUGGCAGCAGGAGCCGGAAAGCCGGCCUACCUUUGGUGCCAUUGUGUCGGAACUCAAGGCGCUUGCGGUCCGGGCGGAGAGCGUGACGGCGACGUCUGCUGAGCACGCGUCGGGCGUGGCGUCCGAAGACGGCCUCCUCUCGGCCAACGGACCGGCGAGCGAGAACGAGAUCGGGGCCAUGGACGUCUCGUUCAUCUUUGCCGACAUCAAGGACAUGGCGGCUCUGUGGGACGAGACGCCGGCGGCGGCACGCGACGCGAUCGAAAUGUUCAACACGCUUGUCGACGAGAUGCUCGAGGAGCUCUCUGGGUACCGGGUCGAGAGCCGCGAGGGCGCGUUUGUGGUCAGCUUUUCGUCAUCUGACCAAGCCAUGCUCUUUGCCACCUCGCUCAUGCUCAAGCUCCACAACGAAGACCGGGUCUGGCCGCCAGCGCUGCAGAUGCUGGACGUGACCAUGCCUGGUGCUGGCGGCGGGAGCGACGUGGUCAUCAUGCGCGGCCUCCGACUCGCCAUUGGCAUCCACACCGGAGUGCCGUCGGCGGAGAUUAAUCCUGUAACCAACCGCAUGGUGUACACGGGGCCCGUGGUGCGCAAGGCAACGCUUGUGGCGGCCAUGGCGGUCGGCGGACAGGUUGUAGUCUCCGAGGCUGCGCUUCGUGACAUCAAGGCCUCGCCGUCGUCGCCGCCGUUUGCUGAGCAAUCUUUGGGCCUCUGCCUCUUGCCGGGCUUUGACGAACCGGAGACGGUGACGGCGGUACUGCCACCGCAGCUCGCGGCGCGGCUGACGAUGCUCAAAAAGGCGACUGGUCGGAGCUUUGCCACUGCAACGGACAAGUACGUUUGGCAGUCAUUCGGGAUGGAGCCCGACCCGCAUGUCGACUCGAUGGAGGGCCAGUCGACGUGGGAGCGGGUCAAGGACCGCUACGUGCUCUCGUCGAUGUACCGGGUGCGGUACGAGGACGUCGAGAUCGUCGAGCGUUGCGGGAUGGGCACCUACGGUGAGCUGUACCGUUGCAGGUACCGCGGUGAAGAGGUGGCCAUGAAGCGGCUGCUGCGCAAGAAGCUACCCGAAGCACUGCUGCUUGACUUCAAGUGCGAAGUCAUCAUCACAGCACAGCUGAACCACCCCAACAUUGUGACGUUCCUUGGCGCGUGCACGUUCCCGUACCUCUGCCUCGUCACCGAGUUCUGCACUCACGGCUCGGUUCACUCCAAGCUGACGGAUCCGUCGGUGCGGUUUGAUUGGCCGCGGCGGGUGAAGAUUGCGCACGACAUUGCAAAAGGCAUGCACUACCUGCACUCACUGGACAUGCCGAUUAUGCACCGUGACCUCAAGACGCCCAAUGUACUGCUCGACUCGACGUGGACGGCCAAGCUCUGUGACUUUGGCCUUGCGCGCAUCAAGUCCUCACACUCGACCAUGACCAAGUGCGGAACGAUUGCCUGGACGGCGCCCGAGGUGCUGACCGGCAAGCGGUACUCGCUCAAAGCCGAUGUGUACUCGUUCGGCCUCGUCCUGUGGGAGUUGGUCACAGCCAAGUUUCCGUACAUCGAGCUCAAGGGCACGCCAACUGUCAAGAUUGUCAAGAUGAUUCUCAACGGGCACAGGCCCAAUGUCUCGCGCGAGUGGCCCAAGGGCUACGUGGCGCUCAUGAAGCGGUGCUGGUCUGACCAGCCAAAGUCUCGCCCGACCUUCUCCGAGCUUUUGGUCGAGCUUACUGCCAUGAUAGACAACUUUACCGCCGGUCAGUCGUCAGCGGCCUCUGCCACCGCCGCUGCGUUGGCCCCGGCGUCGUCGACAUCCAUGCGCCUCCUCCUGCAAAGCCGGGCGUUCCCAUCACCAAGGAGCCUCAAGAGCGGCCAAAGACACCGGUAA